This is a messenger RNA of Brassica rapa (field mustard), 3328 nucleotides long. RefSeq names its product acetylserotonin O-methyltransferase. NCBI's taxonomy places the organism in Eukaryota, Viridiplantae, Streptophyta, Magnoliopsida, Brassicales, Brassicaceae. The record is from RefSeq and is a predicted model, not a curated record. Gene Ontology annotation, molecular function: O-methyltransferase activity; protein dimerization activity.
UAAACAUGAAAAGUGGUACUAUGAAUGUGGUAUUUGUGGCAAUUUCCCUUUAAAAAAAGUAAAAUAUAUAUUUAUAUGGACCAACUAAUUUUUCUAAAGUUUCUAAGAAUCAUCAUCGUGAUGACACGUGGCUACGAAAACAUGUUGUAAUGAAUGCUCCAAGAUUAAUAUAUAGGAGAUUAUUAAAACAAAAGUAUCUUUUGUUACUGUUUGGAAACGUGGAUAGCAAUAUAAAUAAAAAUUGUUUGAAAACAUUGAUAGCAGUAUAAAAACUAAGUAUAAUCUAUUUUUAGUAAUUUCAUUAAUAUAAUUACAUUAAUUGUCUUUCCAUAUUUCACUCGGUUCAAUAAUUUCAUUAAUUAUAUUACCUUAACAAUAUAUCAUAUCAUUAAUUAUAUUACCAUAAUAAUAGUGCAGAUUUUUAUUUAUUAGUUAAUCAACAUUAAAUUUGUGCCAAUUAAAAAAUAAAAAUGUAAAAUUACUGGAUUUUCCAUAUGGUUAAACGUUCGGCUUAAUUUGUUUUACUAAAGCUUUUUUAGUUUUAGUUUCAAUUUGUGAAAAAUUACGUAGCCAAAAAUAUAAUUCAAAGGCAUGUUUUUGUGAAUAAAAUAAUAAUUUAAAUCAAAAUAAUAAAAAUGUAUUACAUUUAUUGUCACUUAAUUUUUCACUCAUAUAAUUAUUUUACUAAAAUAAAAAACUCUUUAUAUUUCACUUAGUUUAACCAAACACAUAGAAAUAGUCAUUUUUAUUAUUUUAUCAAAUUAGUUAGGCAUGAUUAUUGCCUAUCUAUUUAGGUACGUGUUUUUUCUUUUAGGAUAUCAUUUUUUGUUUAGAAAUUAGGCUCCACUUGAAUAUUAUAAACCUAAAAUUAUCUAAAUAACAAAUGUAUCUGAAUGUGGUUCGGAUAUUUGUAUCAAAAAUAAAUGUAUUAUCUUAUUUGGUCCAGGUGUUUUGAAUACAAUUAAUUAUAUUAGAAUUCAUAUAAAAUAUAUAAUACUAAUUAUGAAAAACAAAUAUCAAUGUUUAAAAGUAUACGAACCAAUACGUGCGCGAAUACGCGGAUCAAUCUCUAGUCUAUAUUAUUAAAGUAGAAGUAUAAAAAUAACUAUCCUUAGUUUUUCAAGUUAUUUACAAUCAUAUGCCUUUGAAGUAAUAAAUUUACCUAUCUUUUUCUUGGCUUUUACAGUUUAAUUAAUGCAUUUUCUUAAAAUGAAGUACAUCAAAUUAUGUACUACUUAUUUAAGAAAUAUUUUUUAUAAUCUAACUAAACAAUAAAUUAUACUUAAACAUUGCCAAAAAUGUAACAAGAUGUUCAUUAUUACGGAUUGGUUAUUCUUUUAUUUUGGUAUAUUAACUAUAUCUAAGAAGAUAUAGAAAAUGUUACAAAAAUACAUAAUAUAAACACACACAAAAUGUAAAUAAUAUAUAUUGAAUUAUUUGAACGUAUGAAUCAAAUAUAACCAUAUAUAAUAAACUAUUUUACCUAAUUUUUUGAUCAAAAAGAAAUACAGUUGGACGAACACACGAGGUAUCUUUUAAAAAUAUAGGUGUACUAGUUAACUGAUCAAAAAGUAAAAUAAAAUUAUUUAUUAUAAAUUAUAAAAUUAUUGUGUUUAAAAAUAUAUUAAAUAAUUAUUUAAUUUAAAAUAUAUAUUGCCAUUUAUAUAAAAUAAAUAUUUUAUAAAAAAGAAGUAGAAACGAAUUUCCUCGGGUGCGCGGAUCAAGCUUCAGUUGUAUCCUUGAUUGUUAAUCAUUAUAAAAACAACAUGAUUCUUCAAUAUCAGUCACUCAUCUAGUCAUCUUUACAAAAAUUUUCACACGAGAGAAAAAAAGAGUUGUACAAAAUGGAAGAAAAUAACAAAAACCUUGUAGACGAAGAAGCUAAAGCUUCUGUAGAGAUAUGGAGAUAUCUCUUUGGGUUUGCAGAUAUCGCAGCUGCGAAGUGUGCAAUUGAUCUUAAAAUACCAGAAGCCCUUGAAAACAAUCCUUCGUCACAGCCGAUGACCCUAACUGAACUCUCUUCCGCCACCUCCGCCUCUCCUUCACAUCUCCACCGUAUAAUGAGGUUUCUUGUGCACCAGGGAGUCUUCAAAAAAGUGCCCACAAAAGAUGGUCUUGCCACAGGCUACACUAACACGCCACUCUCUCGCCGUAUGAUGAUCACUAAAAGUGACGGCAAGUCGCUGGCUCCUUUGCUUCUCCUCGAAACAAGUCCAGAGAUGCUCGCUCCAUGGUUGAAACUGAGCUUAGUUGUGUCUUCGCCGGUCAACGCUUCGGUUCCGCCUUUCGAUGCAGUGCACGGUAAGGAGUUGUGGUCGUUCGCAAAGGACAAUCCUCGCCACAGCGAACUAUUCAAUGAGGCCAUGGCUUGUGAUGCAAGGCGUGUGGUGCCACGUAUAGCCGGAGCUUGUCACGGCUUAUUUGACGGCGUGGCUACGGUGGUGGACGUUGGAGGCGGUACCGGAGAGACGAUGGGGAUUUUGGUUAAGGAGUUUCCUUGGGUCAAAGGAAUUAACUUUGAUCUUCCUCAUGUUGUUGAAGUUGCGCAAGCCAUGGAAAGUGUUGAGAAUGUAGGAGGAGAUAUGUUUGAUUCCAUUCCUGCAUGCGACGCUGUUUUUAUCAAGUGGGUGUUACACGAUUGGGGAGACGAAGAAUGCAUAAAAAUAUUGAAGAACUGUAAAGAAGUGCUCCCACCAAAGAUUGGAAAAGUGUUAAUAGUGGAAUCCAUAGUCGGAGAAAAGAAAAACACAAUGAUAAUGAAAGAUAAAGAUGAUAAAUUAGAAUAUGUGAGAUUGGCGCUUGAUAUGGUGAUGAUGGUGCACACAAGUACAGGCAAAGAAAGGACUUUGAAAGAAUGGGACUUUGUUAUUAAAGAAGCUGGCUUUGCUCGAUAUGAGGUUAGGGAUAUCGAUGAUGUUCAGAGUGUUAUCAUUGCGUAUCGCUCGUAGAAGAUGGAAAUAAAAGGGUCAAGUGCAAGAUGAGGAAAAGCUCAAUAAAAAAAAUAUUUGCACGUAGCAUGUGACAAAUAAAUCUAUACCUAAGUGUGAUAGUGUUGUGUGAACGUUCUUUGUAAGAAUUUUUCAUGGUUUAUUUUACCAGUCAUGUUGUAUUGUGUUUUUCAUAUUUUCACAUGUUUUAUGUAAUGUCCGUCCCCCAAAUCCUACUUUUGUGCCCUAACUUGAACAACAAGAAACACCUGCAUACACUGAAAAGGAAAAGGGGUGAAUAACACACAGUCAUUCAGUGUGGAUAUGUCAGCUCACAUGACUCAUACACUACUAAACAACCUGCAUGCGAAAAUACUAGUCCUAGAACAUGCAUCACCCAA